AUGGCUGCCUCCAGAGAUCAGGAUGAUACACGAAGUCCCCGUCUUAGCAGGGUCCAUCGAAUCCCUGGACAUCUGGACAACUAUGAGUUGUCCUACCAUACCCGUGGGCCAAAGCUGUCACCCAAUCUAACAGAGGAGGUUAUGAUGGCACCGUCAGACUCCCACUACAAAAGGAGGUCGGAUGUGGAGGAGAUAAGAUGGCGAAGAAUGGCGGAUUAUUGCACUUUAUCUCUGAACUUUUUUACAACGCCUGCUUUCUACCCGAUCAUUGAGGGUGCACCAUCUCUGGCCAGGCUGACAGCGCAGGACCAGUCCACUCCGACCCUGUCCAGCGCGCUGACGAGUGCGGUGAAAAUAUCAGCUGCGGUCGUUGUAUCUGUCAUCGAGCCAAAGACCAGAGCUGAAUUCUUAAAAUAUUCACAUGAAAUCACACUGGAUCCAAACACAGCAAACACACAUCUGUUAUUAUCUGAGGGGAACAGAAAAGUAACAAGAAUGAAACAACAACAGUUUUAUUCUGAUCAUCCAGACAGAUUUGCUGAUUGGUGUUUUCAGGUCCUGAGUAGAGAGAGUCUGACUAAACGUUGUUAUUGGGAGGUGGAGUGGAGAGGGGGAGAGGUUUGUGUAGCAGUCACAUGCAAGAAUAUCAGCAGAGUUGGGAGCCUCAAUGAAUGUGUAUUUGGAUUCAAUGACAAAUCUUGGGCAUUAUAUUGUUACACUAACAGUUAUCAGUUCUUGUACAACAGUGCACAAACUGUCCUCUCAGGUCCUCGGUCCUCCAGAGUAGGAGUGUACCUGGAUCACAGAGCAGGUAUUCUGUCUUUCUACAGUGUCUCUGAAACCAUGACUCUCCUCCACAGAGUCCAGACCACAUUCACUCAGCCGCUCUAUGCGGGACUAUAUCUUUAUGGAGAUGGAUUCACUUCAGAAUUGAUUAAAGUGAAAUAGACAGAGAAGACAGGUUCAUGUUGAUCCCUGACCAUUAUAUGUACUUGUGUAGUUUCUAAAUGAGGCUUUACAUUUUAGACGGAGAAGUUCAGCUGUCCAUUUGUUCUGGAUUUUUUGAGGACAUAUAUAACAUAUAAUCAUGUAUGCUUGUACACAGUAGAUAUCCACACUGGAAUGUUUUUCAUAGAGGAUUUACCCUGCUAAGCAUUUAACUCUUAUAAUCAAACUCUAUAAGACUCAUAUACUUAAGUGAAAUAUUAUCCAUAUUCAUAUCAUAAGGCUGUGUCAUCUGUUGAAUGAUUACCUGUCCAUGCAUACAGUUUGCUCUGUAAUUUAUUAAGUACAACUUAUAUGUAACUUUUGACAGAUUUAUAGACCAUGGUGACAGGUUAUGACAUACAGAUAGUCGAACUUGGCCCAUUGGAAGAUGCACCUGGUAUGACAGUCCAAACUGGGCCAACAAUCAUUAAGUUCAAACGUUUGAGCUCACUUUGGCCCUAACCCUGUAAAAGGGAGUCAUAAAAGUGAUGGACAAUAAGGAGGGGAAAGAAAGGCAGGGCAAGUUAUGUAACACAAGUAUUGAAUAUCAGAAACACAACAACGUGGGUAAAAAUUGAUGCAUCGGAGUUAACCAGUGAUUUAAUCCAUAAUUGUUGUAAUAUCAACAUUUGCAAAGUUGGCAAAAUACUUGUACUAGUUUAAACUUAAAACUAAAUCAGUGAAAGGACAAGGAAUGGUAAAGUUACUCAGCAGCUGUUUGUUGUCUCCUAUUACAGGAAGGUCAGAUAUGACCCCACUAGCUUUUUCUUUUUGUUACUUUGUGUGUCUCUACUGAUUGUGCUUAAAGGCUCUACACCCUGGCCUUUGCUUUGUUUGUUUUGCCGUGUGUUGUCUUCUUGUUUUGUGUAUUGUGAUAUACUGUUUUGCUGUUCAUAUAACUCUGUUUAAAGAACCCUGUUUCAAGAAUUCUGCUCCUUUUCAGAGAGAAAAAAAAUUUGAGUGACUUGAUUUUAAUUCAAUCUAAAAAGCUGAAUCUCCACACCAUUGGCCGAAUAUCACGUUAUCACGUUGGCUUUAAAAUUGCA
Pundamilia nyererei is the source of this 2033-nucleotide messenger RNA. Its product is annotated as tripartite motif-containing protein 16-like. The transcript has 3 exons. Lineage: Eukaryota; Metazoa; Chordata; Actinopteri; Cichliformes; Cichlidae. Bases 1 to 948 code for a protein of 315 amino acids. The record is from RefSeq and is a predicted model, not a curated record. Gene Ontology annotation, molecular function: protein binding.